ACACACAUGCCUCUCCUCAGCUUCAGAAGAGAGAGAGAUACAGCUUGCAUGUACAUGACAGUGUCUGAGAAUACAGUCUGUUCCGAGUUGCAUAGGCUACAUCAAGCAAGAACAAGGAAUUACAAUCCAGAAAAAGAGUCCAAAUUUUGUGGAAAAACGAAAGGAGAGACACCAACAGACGAGGAGGACCUCUGCCUACCUUUCAUCACUGAGGAGACCCCUUUCUUUCCUCUCCCCUGGAGCAUGGAGUAUGGACACGCCACAGGAGUUUCUGACUCGACACUGACUUGAAGACGGAUACGCAUGAAGCAAUUUCAACGUAAAGGAACCAUCUAGAAGGUACUCUAGUUUCCAGAGCUGAAAUCGUGCACCUACAACAACACCAAGGGAUUUUGAAAGGGACAUUCAAGGGAAUCUAAGGGUAACUUGUCUUCCAACAACAACAAAAUCUAUCAAUAACGUGUAAAUUAGUCUGUGUGCCAAAGUGACAUCUAAGCCAGAACAAUUGGGAAAGGUAAUUACUUGAUUGUUCGCAUUGUUUUUUGUGACAGUUAUGUGGCAAUAUUGACAUAAACUUUGUACAGAAGAGUUUGUGCUGCUGUUGCGCUGGGUACCAAGAGACUGUAAUCCGAGCUGUGACACACUGCUGUAAUUACAAAGCAGCAUGGGAGAUUAGUAAUUAAAGCAGCUAUAAAAAGCGGCUGGCACAGGGCGAGGUCAGAGGGGCUGGGACGUCCCCUACACACACCGUCACUGUGGGAACAUACACACACACACACACACACACACACACGUACCACAAAAUCGCUUUUCAAAGUUGCUAAUACCCCCUUACAUACACUGCAAACUUACAACUUCUUUAGAAAACACAAACAACAUAUAACACACCAUACUCACUCACUCAAAACAACCUCCAGUGCACUGAUUGCACUUUUUUACAUACAAACAGAACAUAGACUGUACUUAAUUUCCAAAGACCAGUCCGAAAAGUAACACCUAUAAGAACACAUAUAUCAGCCUGACCAUGGAUCCACACGGUGGGCACUACCUGAACAAGGCCGCGGUGCUCUCUGGCCUGGGCAUCGCCCGAAUGUGCCAGCUGCUACUGGGCUGCACCACUAUGGCUUUGGUGUCUCACAGCGCCGGCUACAGCGCCGACUAUGGAAUCUACUGCAUGUUCGUGUGGUGCUUCUGCUUCGCCGUCACGCUGGUGGUCUUCAUGAUGGACGUGACGCGGCUGCACGGCUGCGUGCCCAUCUCCUGGGACAACUUCACAGUGUCCUUCGCCAUGCUGGCCACGCUCAUGUACAUCACCGCCUCCGUGGUCUACCCCGUCUACUUCCUGUCCAGCGAGUGUCCGUCGGAGGGCUGCGAGACGCGCGCCUACCGCAUCUCCGUCACCGUCUGCUCCAGUGUCUGCAGCUUCGCCUAUGGCGCCGAGGUCUUCCUCACGCGGGCCAAGCCGGGCCACGUGGUGGGCUACAUGGCCACGCUGAGUGGCCUGCUGAAGGUGGUGCAGGCCUUCAUCGCCUGCAUCAUCUUCGGAGCGCUGGCCAACGACACCGACUACAACAAGCACAUCCCUACGCAGUACUGCGUGGUGGUCUACAGCCUGUGCUUCUCGCUGACCGUCAUCGUGGUGACACUGACCGUGUCGGGUCGCACGGCGGCACUGCGCAUCCCCUUUGACCGCUUUGUGGUGAUCUACACGUUCAUGGCGAUGCUGCUUUACCUCAGUGCUGCUGUGAUCUGGCCAGUGUUCAGCUUCGACAGGAAGUAUGGGACGCCAGAAAGGCCGUACAACUGUCCACGUGAACACUGUCCUUGGGACAGCAAGUUGGUUGUGGCAGUGUUUACCCAAGUCAACAUGAUCCUCUACUUCACCGAUCUUGUCUACUCACAAAGGAUCCGAUUUGUCUCUCCCUCCUCAGUCUAGAUUCUGCCAUUCCCACCUGUUGGACAGCGCUGUCCUUCUGGUGAUAUCUACGUAUAAUUCUACUGUGCUAAUAUCUAAUGGAAGCAGUUGUAUUCUUAUAUUUAAUGGAAUAUUCAGUGCAGAGAUAUUUGAUUAAAGAGUUCUCAAUUUUAUGAUCGUGAUUUUUUGAGUGCCUUGUGUGACAUGAUUGCAUUGUCCAGUGGAUUUGUAUUUAUUUGUAGUCCUUAUUUUAAAAAAUGUAAUAAUGCUGUUAUCACCCAAGUGAAUGAAUACAAUCUCUUCAAAAAUAAAAUCAAAUAAAAAUG
Alosa sapidissima (American shad) is the source of this 2241-nucleotide messenger RNA. Its product is annotated as myeloid-associated differentiation marker-like protein 2. The record is from RefSeq and is a predicted model, not a curated record. NCBI's taxonomy places the organism in Eukaryota, Metazoa, Chordata, Actinopteri, Clupeiformes, Clupeidae. The transcript has a single exon. Gene Ontology annotation, cellular component: membrane. The coding region runs from base 1025 to 1936 and encodes 303 amino acids.